Molecule: messenger RNA, 1350 nt
Organism: Nannizzia gypsea CBS 118893
Lineage: Eukaryota; Fungi; Ascomycota; Eurotiomycetes; Onygenales; Arthrodermataceae
Exons: 4
Coding region: 1-1350 (449 amino acids)
Cellular component (GO): nucleus
Molecular function (GO): RNA binding
Source: RefSeq, a predicted model, not a curated record
AUGGGGUGCAGCUCAGUCGCGAACGUCCCCCCCGAUCUCAGCACCGUGGAUAACAACAGUAAUUCACGCAUAAACCCUCCCCCCAGUCACUCUCUACCGUCCGGUUCUUCAUCGUCGAUCGCUCUCUCGCCUCUUCCGCCGUCGUUUUCGUCUCUUUAUUCAAGUGCAGGUCAGGGAGAAGGAGAGGAAGAAGCAGGCGAAGUAGUCGGUCUUCACCAGUACAACAACUCAGCACUCUCAGUCGCCGAGUCAGGGGCUUCUUCACCACCCACUUUUGCCCCGGCGCCUCCGUUUGAGGAAGCUUCUCCGUCCUCGUCACCCGUCACUCCUCGAGUAGUCACUGAGACCAAGGCCGAGCUUUCCAGAGACAAGGGCGAGUCGUCUGGCAAAGGUCAGGACGACGGUGAGCCUCCGCCUCCGUACACCGAGGGGUCCAUCCCACUCCAGUCCUUUACAUACGUCAUGGCUGCCGCAGGAGGGGCUUCGAGUAUCAUCACACAGGUGCAGCAGACUGGCGGGCCGCCGCUGAACUCGCUUGGAGAUAUUGGCGGAGAUGAGCACAUAACGCUGGACCUGCGUGGCAUGAGGUUCACUCUCUCCCGCGACGAGCUCCUUACCUUGCCCGAGUUUGUUCUUCUGUCCUUGUUCCCCAACGGACUGCUGCCGGAUGGACACAUGGGCUCCUUCCAUGAGGGAGACGUAUACCCAGUCGACUAUGAUCCGCUGUCCCUCCAGUACAUGCUAGAUUUCUUCCGGGCCGUUGCUCAGUCAAUUCCGUCCUCUUCGCCUUCCCCAACUACCUCGCCAACUGUCGAGGCCGCUGACCCCAUCCCGAAUCCUGCUCGGGACAUGCUGCAGGACCGCGCUGGAAUCAUCGUCCUGCGCGAAGACCUCGACUUCUACACCAUCCCUCCAACCGCGGAGAUUGAGCAUCCAGAGAUGAUGGAGAUCAAGCGAGCUGCCGGCCGUGCCUUACUCAAGCAGGACGGUAUCUUCUCGGGACUACGGAAAAGUGAUGAGCCCGGAUCUACCGAACAGCAUCUCAUCGAAAUGCUAACUGCAGGAGGUUUCAACCAUGAUGACAGAUGGGGCCACCGUGCAGGCGAGCCAAACAAGGCCGUGAUAUGCAGUCUGGCGCUGGCCAAGCUACGGACCGAUAUCAGAGGCGACUUGGCCAACAGCAAUGCCGUCGGCAUGGCCCAAAAACUGCUUCUAUUCUGGAGAAAACCAGCCCGAAGAUGCUGGUGGGAAGGUGUUGAGCUCGAGAACGUUGAGGGAGUAGAAGGCAAACUAAAGGUUUGGAUCCGGAGAGUGUGGACCCUAGAAAUGAGCGUUAUCGGCCUCCGUUGA